This is a messenger RNA of Sorex araneus (European shrew), 6953 nucleotides long. It is a transcript of the gene MCM3AP, whose product is annotated as minichromosome maintenance complex component 3 associated protein. The coding region runs from base 7 to 5910 and encodes 1967 amino acids. The record is from RefSeq and is a predicted model, not a curated record. Gene Ontology annotation, cellular component: nucleus; transcription export complex 2; cytoplasm. Gene Ontology annotation, biological process: mRNA export from nucleus. Gene Ontology annotation, molecular function: nucleic acid binding. Lineage: Eukaryota; Metazoa; Chordata; Mammalia; Eulipotyphla; Soricidae. The transcript is spliced from 28 exons.
UAAAACAUGAACCCGAAUAAUCCCUUCAGUGGGCAGCCACCCACUGUCUUCCCAACAUCUUCUAGUACUGCCAUGGGGACAUUUCAGCCUAAGCCACAGUUUCGAUUUGGCCAGCCUUCUCUGUUUGGACAAACCAGUACAUUACCUGGGAAGAGCUCAGGAUUCUCACAGGGUUCCAGCUUUUCAGCCGCUCCUGGAGGAAGUAGUUCCUCUUCAACUCAAACAUUAGCAUUCCCCCAAACUUCAAACGUUGGACUCUUCUCUGGACCUGAACACACUACAUCCUUUGUAGCUGCCUCUGCACCUUCAAGUUCAUCUGUGUCUGGAAACCCAGGAUUUAGUUUCAAAUCACCUGCUGUUGGUGCUUUCCCGAGCCCACCUACUUUUGGAUCAGAGACUGGAGAAAUUGCAAGCUCUGGUUUUGGGAAAACAGAGUUUAUCUUUAAGCCUCAGGAAAAUUCAGUGUUUAGGCCAAUAUUGGGAGCCGAGUCUGAAGCAGAGAAAACUCAGAGCCAAGUGACUUCUGGAUUUUUUACAUUUCCCCACCCGAUUAGUAGUGGAUCUGGGGGAACGACCCCAUUUUCUUUUGCCCACGUGACAAGUGGUUCAACUAGCAAUUCCAAUUUUAGCUUUUCAAAACCAGUUAACAGUAAUAAUUCAACAUCUGCCUUUACCCCUGCUUUGUCAAACCUGAAUGUGGAAGAAGAGAAGAGAGGCCCCAAGUCGCUCUUUGGGGGUUCUAAUAGUAAUUUUGCUGCCUUCCCUGUGUCAUCUUCGGGCUCUUUGGGAGACCCCUUUCCAAUAAAUAAAACUGGUGUCAGGCCAGGGUGUGAAGAAGCAGGUUCGCAAAUAGAGGCCCUCCCUGGCCUCAUGAAAGGGUUGAAAAGGAAGGAGGAGCAGGAUCGCUCCCCACGGAGACGUGGCCAUGACACCAUGGAGGAGCUGGACCCUCUGUCCCGGGGCGACCACCCUCCAGAUAAGCGGCCUGUUCGACUGAAUCGGCCUCGGGGAGGUUCUCUGUUUGGUAGGACCAUACAGGACGUCUUCAAGAGCAACAAAGAAGUGGGUCGUCUAGGCAGCAAGGAGUCCAAGAAGGAAGGUGGAUGUGCCGAGUCUGGGGAUAGUGACCUGGUGACCAUUCCAGCAGGGAUUCAGCCUGUCCUGACACCUGCCCGGCACCCAGGGGUGAAUAAAGAAGAAGAGACUGAAAGCCGAGAUAAAAAAGAAGAUUCUCUCAGAACCUCUAGGCGUCAGAGUAAAAGGAGCGAGAGCACAGAUAGUCUAGGGGGCUUCUCUCCUGCUGAAAUCACAGCGAUCCAGUGCAAGAACAUCCCCGACUAUCUCAAUGACCGAACCAUCCUGGAGAACCACUUUGGCAAAAUUGCAAAAGUACAGCGCAUCUAUACUAGACGCAGCAAAAAGCUUGCAGUGGUGUAUUUUUUUGAUCAUGCAUCAGCUGCUCUUGCCAGGAAGAAGGGGAAAGGCCUACACGAGGACAUAGCUAUCUUUUGGCACAAGAAGAAGAUAAGUCCCAACAAGAAAUCCUUUUGCCUUAAGGAGAAGAAGCUGAGUGAGGGAGAUGUUGGCCCCAGCUCUGAGGAGUCGUCUUUCCAACUCUCCCCUCUGGGCAAGCCUGUGGCUCGGGCUGCAGGGGGUGGCCUCCUGAGCAAGAGCUCUCCAGUGAAGAAGCCAAGUCUCCUUAAGCUCGAGGGAGACCCUUUUGACUCAGUCUCUGAGGUCUCAGAAGGUCUUGGGUCAUGUGCAUCGUCCCUCAGCACCCUGAUAGGCACCGUGGCGGAGACAUCUGAGGACAGAUACCGCCUGCUGGACCAGAGGGACAAGGUCAUGCGUCAAGCUCGGGUGAAGAGAACUGACCUGGACAAAGCAAGGACUGUGGUGGGGACGUGCCCGGACAUGUGUCCUGAGAAGGAACGUUACAUGCGGGAGACACGGAGCCAGCUAAGCAUCUUUGAACUGGUCCCGGGUACUGACCAGGUAGACCAUGCGGCAGCUAUAAAGGAGUACAGCCGUUCCUCGGCUGACCAGGAGGAGCCGCUGCCACACGAGCUACGGCCCUCAGCAGUACUCAGCAGGACCAUGGACUACCUGGUCACCCAGAUCAUGGACCAGAAAGAGGGCUCUCUGCGCGACUGGUAUGACUUCGUGUGGAACCGCACACGAGGCAUCCGGAAGGACAUCACGCAGCAGCACCUGUGUGACCCCCUGACGGUGUCCCUGAUUGAGAAGUGCACCCGUUUCCACAUCCACUGUGCCCACUUCAUGUGCGAGGAGCCCAUGUCCUCCUUUGAUGCCAAAAUCAACAAUGAGAACAUGACCAAGUGUCUCCAGAGCCUGAAGGAGAUGUAUGAGGACCUACGGGGCAAGGGUGUGCUCUGUGCUAGUGAGGCUGAGUUCCAGGGCUACAACGUGCUCCUCAACCUCAACAAGGGUGACAUCCUGAGAGAAGUACAGCAAUUCCAUCCUGCAGUCAGAAACUCCUUUGAGGUGAAAUUUGCAGUUCAGGCUUUUGCUGCAUUGAACAGUAAUAAUUUUGUGAGGUUUUUCAAACUGGUCCAGUCGGCUUCCUACCUCAACGCUUGUCUGCUGCAUUGCUACUUCAGCCAGAUCCGCAAAGACGCCCUCCGAGCACUCAAUGUGGCUUACACGGUCAGCACUCAGCGCUCCACAGUCUUCCCCUUGGAUGGGGUGGUACGCAUGCUGCUCUUCCAGGAUAGUGAAGAGGCCACUGACUUCCUCAACUUCCAUGGUCUCGGCGUGUCUGAUGGCUUCGUCGAGCUGAGCCGCUCUGCAUUCCUGGAACCAGAGGGGCCUUGCAAGGCCAGAAAGUCAGUGUUUAUCACGCGGAAGCUGACGGUGUUGGUUGGGGAAGUUGUAAAUGGAGGCCCGUUGCCCCCCGUACCUCGGCACAUCCCUGUGUGCAGCUUCAACUCCCAAAACAAGUAUGUGGGGGAAAGUCUGGCCACAGAGCUGCUGGUGAGCACGUCCAGGCCCAGCUUGGACCCCGCCGGUGCAGGGAGAGGAGAAGAGUGUGAUACAGAGGCAGACGCGGCUCCAGUCGCAGGCCUCCCUCAGCCCCUUUCUGUGCCUGUGUCCCUGCUCCCAGUGCCCAGUCUGUUCCCGCCUGCUAUGCAGCCCGAGCUGCAACCUCCGAAGCCCAUGUAUUCUGACAUGGACCUGGCACUGGUGGUGGAUGAGCUUAUCCAGGAAGUUCUUCAGGAAGACUUGGAGGAAGUGGGCAUCGCAGGGGCAGCCUUUGCAGCCACAGCUCUGGGUGUCUCCAGUGCUGCCGCGGAAGAGCUGCUGACAGCUACCACCAUGGGCAUUCUAAGGCACGUCGCCGCUGAAGAAAUAAACAAGGAAAGGGAGAGGAAAGCAGAGGAGAAACGGCGGGCUGAGGAGGAGAGGAUGAAGCAAGAGAGAGAGCUGGCAUUGAUGCAGCUGAGCCAGGGCUUGGCUGCAGAACUGAUGGAACUUGUGCUGAGGGAAUGUGUGAGGGAAGCCUGUUGUCAAGAGUGGAAGAGUGCUGUGGAGGUGGACCAGAAGGUCCGCAUGGCCCGUUGCUGUGAAGAUGUCUGUGCCAACCUUGUGGAUUUGUUUCUUGGGGAGGAGAUUUUCCAGACUGCAAAGGAAACCCUCCAGGAACUUCAGUGCUUCUGCAGAUACCUCCAGCGGUGGAGGGAGGCCGUGGCAGCCAGAAAGAAACUGAGGCGCCAGAUGCGGGCCUUCCCUGCAGCACCUUGCUGUGUCGAUGUGGACAGCCGGCUGUGGGCACUGGCGCCCAGUGCAGAGUGCCCCAUUGCUGAAGAGAACCUGGCCAAGGGCCUGCUGGACCUGGGCCACGCAGGAAAAGUGGGCAUUUCCUGCACCAGGUUGAGGUGGCUCAGAAACAAGACGGCCCAUCAGAUGAAGGUCCAGCACUUCCACCAGCAGCUGCUGAGUGAUGCAGCUUGGGCACCCCUGGACCUGCCGUCACUUGUGGCUGAGCACCUCUCCAGGGAGCAGGAGAAUGUGUUUUGGAAGCUGGUGCUGAUGUUGCCCGGAGAAGAGCAGUGUGCAGGGCGUCCUGCCAGAAUUCUAACAGAUUGGUUAAAGGUCAAGUUCAUGGGAGAUGGUGGAUUUGUGGACGACACUUACGGCGAUACUGGUGGUAUUCAGACCCUCACGUUGUUUAACACUCUCAGCAGUAAAGAGGGGCAUAUGGUUUCUGUCAGUGUUUGUGUAAAGGUGGCCCAUGGACCCCUUAGCGACUAUGCCCUCGAUGUAGUAGAGACACAGAAGGGACUCCUGGGCGCCAGCGGGCUGCUGCUCCUACUCCCACCCAGGGCAAGGCUGGGGAACCAGGCAGAAGAAGAGGAGGAGGAAGAGAUCUCUCGGCUGUCGGCAUUGCUGCAGCUCCAGCAACUCCUACAGGCCAAGCCUUUCCAGCCUGCACCUCCUCUCAUCGUCCUUGUACCCAGUCCAGGAGGGGCCAGUAGCCAGAAGGCAGUAGAAGAUGGUCUCAUGCUUCGGGAUCUGGUGUCUGCUAAGCUGAUUUCAGACUUUUCCAUUUUUGAGAUCCCAGAAUCUGUCGGUAAUUCUCAAGGCACGAUCAAGGUGUCGCAGGCUGUGCGGUGGCUGCUCUCACACUGCCCUCGAGCCCUGGACCUUUGCUGCCAGACUCUGGUCCAGUACGUGGAAGAUGGGGUUGCCCGAGAAUUCAGCAGUCGCUUCUUCCACGACCAGAGGGAACGGCGGCUGGGCGGGCUGGCCUCACAGGAGCCUGGUGCCAUCAUCGAACUCUUCAACAGCGUGCUACACUUCCUAGCUGCGCUGGUGUCCUCUGCGCAGCUGUGUGACCUGUCCUGGCCUGUCACUGAGUUUGCCAGGACAGGUGGCAACCAGCUGCUACCUCACCUGCACUGGAAUAGCCUGGAGCACUUGGCCUGGCUGAAGCAGGCCGUGCUGGGCUUCCAGCUCCCGCAGAUAGACCUUCCACCUCCAGAAGCCCCCUGGCGCCCUGUCUGCUCCAUGCUCAUCCAGUAUGCAGCCCAGAUCCCCAGCUCUCACCACACCCAGCCCGUCCUCCAGUGCCAGGUGGAAAACCUGCUCCAUAGAACCUACUGCCGCUGGAGAAGCAGGAACCCUUCCUCGGACCAAGGCACAGGGCCUUCAGUGGCUGAGAUCCCUUGGGACGAUGCCAUCGCCUUGUGCAUCAACCACAAGCUGAGGGACUGGACACCUCCCAGGCUUCCGGUCACACCAGAGGCUCUGAGUGAAGAUGGUCAAAUCUGUGUGUAUUUCUUUAAAAAUGAUUUGGAAGGCUAUGACAUUCCUUUGUCAUGGGAAAAAGCCCGGAUGCAGACGCAGAAGGAGCUACAGCUACGACAGGAGUGCCCUGGGAGCACAUCUGUUCAUCUUUCUGCAAAUAGCUUUCCCACUCCGUUGCUUCCUGUGCACCGGAAAGGGAAGAGGAGUGGGGUGUCCGACCAAGAGGCGAGGGUCCCCAGCGUGGAGGAGUUGGUACGUGGUGCAUCUGCUCAGGAGCUGCUGGCCCAGUGUCUGUCCAGCAGCCUGCUACUGGAGAAGGAGGAGAGCCAAAGGUUUGAAGACCAGCUUCAGCAGUGGCUGUCUGAAGACUACCAAGCCUUUGCGGAUUCCACUUCCCUCCCGCUCUACCUUCCUCAGACUCUCGUGUCUCUGCCUCGGACCAUUGAGCCCAUGAAAAGAGUGUCAUCAGCUGCCAGCCAUCAGAAUGAGAGGACAAGGGAGUGGCCACGGCCGUCAGAGGGAGCGGGAACCUGUCUGACAGACCGGCUGGCACACCUAGAACAGAUGAUCUGCAGUUCCAGGGAGGAGGAGGUGGCGUCGGAGCUCCAUCUGUCUGCACUCCUGGACAUGGUGGACAUUUGAGCAAGCUGGACUUGAGGUGGGUGGGGGCUGGGCUCUCUCCAGAAGAUUUGCUUUUACACAAAAUGAUGUUGUUCUCAGAUGCUUGUUGCAUGUUGUAAAUGUGAUGUUGAUCAUGCAAAUAAACAUGUGAGUGUCUGAGGUGGCUUUUCCCAAGCUCUGUGAAAGGCUAUUUCCUCCCUGGGGACAACUGUGAUGUUCUUCUUGUUUCCAUCAUUUCCUCAGACUGUCACCCCUCAGCAGAUGCUUUGAGGGAAUUUCAGCUUUUAUCUUCAGGUGUAGUAAGUGAUGAUGUAUUUCUGCUUGUAGGCUCAGUAAAGCUGCACCAACUGAUGAUGUGAGCAGGGGCCUGUGCAGCUCGCAUCUGAGAGCCAGCAGUUGUCCAUGUAACCAGGACAACCAGGAGCAGGAAAGAUGGGUUUGGGAGGAGGGAGCAGAGUGACUGGGAGGUGCUUAGGAGGGUGAGGUGAGAACCGGGGCAGCGGUGUGGGGUAUUAAUGUUGCCAAGGGAGGGGGCAGGCCAUACCACAAGGGACUUUGGGCACUGUGCCUGAAAGAUCAUCUUUUAGUACACAGAGGCAGAGAAGUGAUGCAGUCACUUUCUUCUUCACAGUGGCAUAUUGGGGACCAUAAGUAGGACAACCACAUGUGAUCUAGACACACCUGUGUGUUAGAGUUCUCCCUGGCACAACACCUUGACUCCUAGAGGGCGCUGGGCCUCAAGGGAAUGCCCUGGGUCCUGACUUCUCAGGGAUCCAGGCUGUUGGACUGUUGCCAGGGAAAUUUCCAAGAAUAACAGAUUAAUGAGCCUUGAUUUGCCAGCAGCUGAUGGCUUGAGAUGUGGGAAACAGACAUCUCUAGGUGUCAGCAAUACUUCAACCUUACCUCUGCCUUAGAGUAUCAAGGACAGUGCUCAAGCAGCUUCUUCCUAGUCAUAAAAAUAUCCUGUCUCCCUUCACUACCUGCUCGUUAGUGCACAUUAGCAUUCUCCCUCAGCCUGUAUUUAACCAUUGCCUUUCCUAAUAAACUUUGUUAUAUGACCAUCA